AUGAUCAUCCUGACACCAUCGGAAUUACUGCUGGGCUCUGGGCCGCUCUCCUGGGCAGCAGUAUCCCUGUGCAUAUGGCUCUCGUAUGUGUUUGCCCAAGGGCUGGGCAACAUGGGCCGCUGGGACAGGCAUCAUCUGAUAUGGGGCCUUCUCAGCAUUGUACACUUCAUGUACUAUGUGCUGGUCAUCGACAGAACUUUUCAGAGUUGGGGAGACGUGUACUACUUUUGUGGAGAGGACAUGCGUUUCUGCACCUGUGACUUCAAGUGGAACCUAGCUGGCUGGGGGAAGGCGCUUACCUUAUGGAACUUUGUCCUGUCCAGCGCAUUGGGUCUCCAAAAGCUGGCCAUCAGGGUUGGCAUGGACGGCCUCUUGCCAGGAGAGGAGGUGGUGACGAAGGAGUCGUUCAUCAGCGUGUGUUGGCGCCUGAUCCCCUACUGGCUCAACAACUGGGAGCAGCAGUGGGGCGCCGAGUGCAGCAGCAUGAUGUUUGAGCUGCCCCACUUUGCCAUGGAACUCCUGGUUGUCCUUCCCUGUGUGCAGAUUCUGUGCGCUCGGCUGAAGAUUCUGGCGAUGCCGCCGGGGAGGGCGGUGGUGGCGCAUGGGGGGGCCGCAGCGGCUGAGGUGGAGCCCGAUCUGGCGCCCUGCAUCCUGCGCGGCGGCUGGGUGCCCGGCCCUGAGCAGCGGAAGCUGAUACCGCGGCUCCGAGCAAACGUGAGGGUGUUGGCGGUGGUGGUGGCGAUAGCAGCGAUGGCAGCAAGCAACGCGCUGAUAGUGCCGCUGAGGUUGGAGCACCAGAUAGAGGCGCACGCGCGCACGCCGGCCAUCCUGGAGGGCCUGGCCGGGGGCCAGUUUGCGGCGGUGCCGCCGGAGGGGGGGCCCUGGGGGCUGCAGGGGCCACUCGGAGGGCUGGAGGUGGCCUUCCGGCAGAAGGGCUGCGACAACAUGGAGCUGCUGAGAAGGAAGCUGCAGAAGCAUGGCACGGAGAUGGCGCGGAUGCGAGGCAGGGAACACCGCGAACUGAUCCCUCUGGUGGAGAUUGCGCUCGCCAUCAUGCGCCUGUCCUGCGAGAAGUUCUUUGUCCUUAUUUCCGUGCUGGCCUCGUACCUGAUAUUCCGGGACGACGUGCCCCGCGGCGCGCGCCUGCUCAUCCGGCUCAACCACCGCCUCUCCACCCUCUUCCAACGGGUGAUCCUGUACAGUUUCCCGGCCAUCUGCUGGCUGUAUGGCGCGGGUUUCGUGUUCUCCACGUUUGUGUCGGUCGUGUUCUGGGGCGCCUCCGUGCAGCAGCUGUGGGAGUCCCUGCGCAAGCACUCCACCAUCGUGCGGCCCAUGGGACUCCAGGACGCGACGGAGGAGCAGAUAGAGCGCAUGAACAACAACUGCGCGGUGUGCUGGUCGGAGAUGGGGGCGCCCAUGCCGCGCGCGCCGAUGCUGCUCAUGGGCGCCGGCGGCCCCGGCCUGGCCGCGCUUCACGCUGUGCCGGCCCACGCGCCCGGCAAGUCGCUGCUGUGCGGCCACGCCUUUCACGAGGCCUGCAUCAAGCAGUGGCUCGUCCAGUGCCACGGGCAGGGGCGGCAGCCCACGUGCCCGAUGUGCAACGCGGUGAUAGAGCUGGAGGUGCUCUACCGUCUGCCAAUCCCCUGGACGUUGCGGCAUCACCACGCCAACGCAGAUCCUCCGCAGCCCCAGGAGCUGCCUCCACACGAGCAGGUGAAUGGCAACAUUGCGCAUCCCCAUGACAAUGAGUUCUUUGAGGUGAUGGAGGAAAUUGCUGUGGGUGGUGCUGUUGGCCACGGCAAUGACCACCUCGAAGGCCACCAGAUGUGA
Molecule: messenger RNA, 1830 nt
Organism: Coccomyxa subellipsoidea C-169
Lineage: Eukaryota; Viridiplantae; Chlorophyta; Trebouxiophyceae; Coccomyxaceae
Exons: 10
Coding region: 1-1830 (609 amino acids)
Molecular function (GO): metal ion binding
Source: RefSeq, a predicted model, not a curated record